Messenger RNA from Ilex paraguariensis (yerba mate), 1149 nucleotides. The record is from the annotation of a GenBank genome assembly. Lineage: Eukaryota; Viridiplantae; Streptophyta; Magnoliopsida; Aquifoliales; Aquifoliaceae.
GAGAGAAGCGCCAGAGUGGGCGUGAGAGAGAGAAAACAAACGAUGCGGCCUCUGGACGAGAACGAGACCACCCAAGUCUUCGAAAAGCUUUUCAAAUUCACAGGCAACAACCUCAAGAACAUCGUUGAAAACCCAUCUCACGAAGGCCCUGAAACAAACCCAGGUCGCUAUUGCUUUCGUUUGCAGAAAAACAGAGUCCACUAUGUGAGCGAAUCUCUAGUCAAGCGAGCCACAAACAUCAAACGAGACAAGUUGGUCUCUUUGGGCACAAGCAUUGGGAAAUUCACUAAAGGUGGUAGCUUUCAUUUGACUAUACAGUGUUUGAAUCUUUUGGCUGCCAAUGCCAAACACAAAGUCUGGCUAAAACCCACUUCAGAGAUGUCCUUUUUGUAUGGAAACCAUGUGUUAAAAGGUGGUUUGGGGAGGAUUACUGAGAAUAUUGUGUCUGGUGAUGGGGUGGUGGUGUUUUCCAUGGCGGAUGUGCCGUUGGGGUUCGGAAUUGCGGCGAAGUCUACGCAGGAUUGUAGGAAGAUGGAUCCCAAUGGGAUUGUGGUGCUGCACCAGGCGGAUAUUGGGGAGUAUCUGAGAAUGGAGGAUGAGCUUUGAAUUUUGAUUGAAGGGUCAGCAGUUUUGGGAAAUUUUGGUGAGUAGGUUGGAGUUGGCCUGGGAAUUAAUCUGGGGCUUUGUAACUGGGUUUUGGCCGGUCAUUAUAUGUUUUGAUUUGUGGAAUUCUGAUUGAUUGCUUGAUGUAUGAAUGUGAUAAUUUGCAUAAAUGCCUGUUUUUCUCUUAAUACCUCUUUGCUGCAAUAUUUACUCGACUAUAGAUAUGAAUUGGGUUGCAUUUCGAUGUCAACAUGCAGGUUUUGAGGUGUUUUUUGCUAUGAACAAGAGUUCAUUUGUAUUGGAUUUGAAGGAUGCACGGUUGAGUCGUUCAAAAUUUGGAAAUCUAUGUGUAUAAAUAUCUAAUGUAUGCCUGCAGCGUGAAGUUCUUAAAAGUGGGAAACUUUUGGUUUGGUGUGAGUGAGUGUUGGUUAUUUUUUACUAAACAGUAUUGUUGAGUAUAUGGCAUUCGCAUUGAACUGCUAUACUGACAUGAAAUGUGAUUAUUAAUAUGAUAUGGGUGAAUGGUGAGGUUUUGGGAUUUUUGAU